GCUAAGCAGCCACAGUACACUGCGCCUCGUACAAAGUCUCGCAGAAACAUCGCGAGGUUGGUAUCUCUUGGUAACGGUACAUCACACAGCUUACAUGGAGAGGUCUGAGCGACAAAAGCCUCAGCUUAUUACCAACCAGCCGUACGACGAGACCCUGGACCUCAACGACUCAGAAGAGGUGUCCAGUUUGUACACACCUACUCCACGGCAAGCAGUCUUUAGGAACACAAGCCGACAUCAGCUGAAAAGCAUGGCCAAUAGUGGCAGUGAUGAGUUUGAAGAUGGUACCAAGCCAAAAAAGAAAGGGCCACCUGCUAGUCCACACGAAACGACUGAAAAUAAUGAUGAAGAGGAGGAGGAUGACGACGACGAUGAUGAUUCUGAUGAAACUGAGUCAGAUGAAGAUGACGGGGAGCCAGGAUCAACUCUAGAAGGGGCAUAUGAUCCGUCAGAUUAUGACCAUCUUCGUGUCACAUCAGAUAUCAAAGAACUUUUCCAGUACAUCACACGAUACACACCACAGACCAUUGAAUUGGACCAUAAGCUGAAGCCUUUUAUUCCUGACUUCAUUCCAGCUGUAGGUGACAUUGAUGCUUUCCUCAAAGUUCCUCGUCCGGAUGGGAAGGUGGAUGGUCUGGGCUUGCUGGUGUUGGAUGAACCAUGUGCUAAGCAAUCUGACCCAACUGUGCUCUCCCUGUGGCUUUCUGAGAACAGUAAACAACACAAUGUUGCUGAAGUGAAAGUGAAGAGUAUCGAGAACCCACAGAAGAACCCAAAAGCUAUAGAUAACUGGAUAGAAAGCAUCAGUGAACUACAUCGCUCCAAACCACCAGCUACAGUACAUUACACCAGACCCAUGCCAGACAUUGAUACCCUGAUGCAGGAAUGGCCACCUGAGUUUGAAGAGCUUUUGGGCAAGGUAAACCUCCCCACAGCAGAUAUUAAUUGUGACCUGGCAGAGUACAUUGACAUAAUUUGCGGUAUCUUGGACAUUCCAGUGUACAAGAACCGAAUCCAGUCUCUUCACGUCCUGUUCACACUUUAUACUGAAUUCAAAAACUCCCAGCACUUUAAGAAUUCGACAGAGGGCCGCAAGUCCAACAUGUCGUCAACUCAACAUAUUGCUACUACAGAAGCAGAGACACUCACAUUAGAGUGAUUUUUUUGUCUGUCUCUUAUCCGCUCUCUCUAACUCUUACUCUCUCACAUACACCAGCGUAUAUGAAUUCACAAACUUUAUGAAAGAGCUAAUGAGUCACUCUGCCCCAACUC
Molecule: messenger RNA, 1272 nt
Organism: Tachysurus vachellii
Lineage: Eukaryota; Metazoa; Chordata; Actinopteri; Siluriformes; Bagridae
Product: intraflagellar transport protein 46 homolog
Exons: 12
Coding region: 95-1159 (354 amino acids)
Biological process (GO): cilium assembly; intraciliary transport
Cellular component (GO): intraciliary transport particle B; motile cilium; centrosome
Source: RefSeq, a predicted model, not a curated record